UUUUUUUAGCAUAUUUUAAUGCAGCGGAGUAACGGAUUCUUUGUGUAUAAAGUGGAAAGAAAAUAGAAAACAAAGUCCGGGAACGAAGGAAAGAAACGCUAGACUGGUUUUAAGACUCCCUCCAAUCCCUUGGUUCAACAGAAACAUUAAUUUACAUUAGCAAUUCCGCAUCUUUAAGAUAAAUUACACAGCGGCGUAAUAGAUUUAAAGUACGCCAGAUUUUUUAUCAUUAAUUGUAAAUGUGCAAAAUACCUGCUGGUACUUCACUUUAGAAGAAUGUAAUUGGCAAAAAUGGGAGGCUGAUGAAUAGAUAAUAGAUCCUUAACUACCAAUAAACAGUAAGCACCAGCCAAGAGUAUUAGGAUGUGAUCAUAAUUAUUCUGCAGCCCCAGCCAAUGGGAGGAGGAGAACUCAGCCCUAAAAUCAUCCCCGGACCCAAAGGUAAUCGCGAAAAUACGGACAAGGCUGGAACCGGAGACUUGCUCCCCUGUCCCGUCUGCGAGAGCCCGGCGUGUCCCAGCUUUGCAUAAUGCAACUGCCCUCCGCUUUGUUUUCCGCACCGCGCGGUGUGGAGAGUGCGAAGGAGCCAAAGGGGGAAUAAAUAAGUUCGGAGGAGGAGGAGGGCGACCCGUUCUCUCACCGGGACGAAACCUUUCCCAAGCGGGGCAUCUCUCCCGGACGCCCCGGGGCUGAUCAAGUCACUCCCUGCUGCAAACUUCCCCGGAUCGCCUCCCGCGCACCAGAGAGAGCCAGGCAGAGAUUUGGUCGGGGACUCUCGCCGCGGCAGCAUGUUUCAGCCCACACCCAAGCGGUGUUUCACCAUCGAGUCGCUGGUGGCCAAAGACAGCCCCUUGCCCGCGUCUCGCUCCGAGGAUCCUAUCCGGCCGGCGGCGCUCAGCUAUGCCAAUUCCAGCCCGAUGAACCCUUUUCUCAACGGCUUCCACUCCACUGGCAGGGGGGUCUACUCCAACCCGGACUUGGUCUUUGCAGAGGCCGUCUCCCACCCGCCUAACCCGGCCGUGCCGGUCCACCCCGUGCCCCCUCCCCACGCCCUGGCCGCCCACCCGCUGCCCGCUUCGCACUCCACGCACCCGCUCUUCGCCUCGCAGCAAAGGGACCCCUCCACCUUCUACCCCUGGCUAAUACACCGCUACCGGUAUCUGGGCCACAGGUUCCAAGGGAAUGAAACCAGCCCGGAGAGCUUCCUAUUGCACAAUGCACUGGCCAGAAAACCCAAACGGAUCCGUACAGCUUUCUCCCCAUCCCAAUUACUGAGACUGGAACAUGCCUUUGAGAAGAACCAUUAUGUAGUAGGAGCAGAGAGAAAACAGCUGGCACACAGCCUCAGCCUCACGGAAACUCAGGUAAAAGUAUGGUUUCAGAACAGACGGACAAAGUUCAAGCGGCAAAAGUUGGAAGAGGAAGGUUCAGACUCACAACAGAAGAAAAAAGGGACUCAUCACAUUAACCGGUGGAGAAUCGCCACCAAACAAGCCAGUCCAGAGGAAAUCGACGUCACGUCGGACGAUUAAAAACUGGCACUUUUGGACUUUUCAAAGCCAGGCACCCCACCAACAGCAAGUGUUAAAGGCUCAACCCCCCAACCCACCCCACCCCCCUCCGGCGUGGCGGGGAAGGGACACGGAGAUCUUCAUCAAAAAUGCGAUUCCCGUCUGGGAGGGCAGCUGGGAGCGAGCGAGGGCGAGACCGCGAGAGGUCCGAACUGUGGCACUGCCGGCACCGCUCUGGCAAGGGGGGAUCUGUCAAUCAAAGCCAAAACACCGGGACGAGGUGAUUGACAGGUAUUCCGUUUCUCGCAGUCCACUUUUAAAAACAUAACGUCAAAAAAUGUUAAAAAAAAAUCUUGAAAAAAAUCUUAAAAAAGAAAAAACGAAACAAAAAAACCCCAACCAAACCAGAAAAAUUACCACCUUGCAGGACAUUUUGCACUUCACAGUUUUUUCCGUCUUUGAAAGAGAAAUUUCCAUAAGCAGUCAAAACCCACACCUGUUUCAGAAACUUGAAUUGCAUGUGUAAAGCCGUCUGGGCAAAAAAAGAAAAAAAAAAGAAAAAAGAAAAAAAAAAAAAAAAGAAAAACCGGAAAAAAAUUACCCCGGUUCUUAAAGACAGAAAUGAAUUGUAAUUUUUUUCCCUUUAAGACAGGUUCUGUGUGCUUUUUAAUUUUAUUUUAUGAGAAAUGUGCAGUCUGUAAACAUUUUAUGAUAACUUCUGGCGUCAAAGUGUUUGUGAAAGCUAAAUGAAGUAGCAGUAACAAAGCAUAGUGUUCCUUCCGGAUGGACAAAC
Molecule: messenger RNA, 2304 nt
Organism: Grus americana (Whooping crane)
Lineage: Eukaryota; Metazoa; Chordata; Aves; Gruiformes; Gruidae
Gene: EMX2
Product: empty spiracles homeobox 2
Exons: 4
Coding region: 789-1532 (247 amino acids)
Biological process (GO): brain development; regulation of DNA-templated transcription; central nervous system development
Molecular function (GO): DNA-binding transcription factor activity, RNA polymerase II-specific; DNA binding
Source: RefSeq, a predicted model, not a curated record